AUGCCUUAUCAUGAAGAUACAUCAAGUCAAUAUCCACUUGACAUGUCGCGAAUCAAUGCGAUUGCCAGCAUGGAUCCUGAUGAGUUCGUGAGAACAUUUGAAAUAGGGUCUAUAGUUUCUAUUGACGAUCUGGCGGUACCAACUGAGCAUAAUAAUACAUAUGUAUUCAACAAUGUACGCAUUCGUUCUACUAUCAAUCCAACAAUCCAAACAACUCAAACAACUGAGCAGUUAUUACCGACUCAAACGAUUGUCCCUGAAGUGUUUGAGACAAAUCAAGCAACAAGCAGUGGUCGUUCGCUUAGAAAACGAAGUAACAUUCAAAAGCAUCCCUACACAAUAGACAGCGCUACAUACAACUCCAUUGUGGAUAAGAUUAUUGCUACUGCACCAAGCGCUGAUGCUGAACGCCGAGUCUUACAAAGCUAUGAACAGAACCCUAAAAGACAACGAACCAGAGAAUCUCGUUACGAAAGCGAUUCUAGCAAUGAAGAUUUCAAUUGUGCUGACGAUGUUGACGGAAUGGAAGAAGAUGAGGAAAUUCAGUCGGGUCCAUAUGAUUUGUGCAGCGAAGAUGACACUAUAGAAGACAACAUGGAUUUAAGUAUCCCAGAAGAACCUCAUAGGACUUCUUCCAAAGAAAUACAAAAAUACUUGCACCAACCUUCAGAUGAUGAAUUCUCGCUUGAAAGAUCUUUGGAAGAAAGCCAAACGCUUUUGUUGCCAAAUUCCCGGCUUAAACAGCCUUCUCAAGCACCCGCUCGAGCCCUUAUCACUUACCAAGGAAAAAAGAAGAAAAAUAAGAAUAAAAAUUCAGGCAUAGGCUCAAGAAAAAAUAGACCCUCUACUUUCAUGCAAAACUCGGUCGUAUCAGUGCCUAAAAAUACCACACAAUUAUUUUCCACAAGUUCUCAAUCACUUUCCUCGUCAACCAAAUAUAGCAUUUCUGCAAAUGUGCCUGUAAUUGCCCAUGGCGAUAUCAUUGAUAUUAGUGAAGAUGAUGAAACGAUUGAGCUGAGCUCCCAGGAAGAUGACGAAAUUUACGGUAGCCCUGGUCAACUUCAAUUAAAUCGCACGAGACGAAUGAAGAAUAGAUACAUAGCUCUUGAAGAUAGUGAUAAUGAACUAGAAGAGGCUUCUGUUGAAGAUGUCUUUGAAUUCCCAGAGGACUAUGAUCAAUUUACUAAGCGCAGUUAUCGUCGAAAGGCAUUAAGAGAUGAUGAGAUAGAUGUAUUUUCACAAGAAUCUAGAGAGUCUUCACCAAAUUCUUUGACCGAUUAUUCGGAAAAAGGACUGUGUGGGGUAGAUGAAGAAAACAUAGCUUUCACUAGCAGAGCUUUCAAAACGAAACCUCGCAGGGCAGAAAGAAAUAAAUCUCCGGAAGACUCUUUCAUUGUCCCUGAUGAACAAUAUAUGUCAGCUCAACGUGUAAAGGCACCGACCAUCGAUGAUUUACAAAAUAAGAAAAAGUUUACUCGCGGCGUUCUUCCACUAUCCUUCCAAAAGGUGUAUUCAAAUGAGAUUGAGAACGAAAAGUAUCGUCAGAAACCCCAAACUUAUCAAAAGACUAUACCUAAAGCAAAAUCAAGUCAUAAGAAACCCAUACCAAUACAGGAUUCAGAUGAAGAUAUGAGCAGUACAGAAGAAUCGGUUAAAUCAAAUAUUCUAAGUGGCUCUAACAACGGAUCAAACAAAUUUGUUUUGUCAUCAUCAAAGGGAAAUGAUUUAUAUCUAUUAUCAGAUAGUGAAGAUGAAUCCCCUUUAUUGACAACUCACAGUUCCAAUAGUGGAAUGAGCACUUUUCCGACAACGUCCCAAAUGGAAAAAGAUAUCCAGUCCGCAUAUCUUUUCAGCAAGUCAGUUAGUCAGCCUCAACGUGUUCGCCGCAAAAAACCAGGACAGAAAAAGAAGACUAUACCAUACAAAAAGCCAGCAGAAACGAUACCAACUAAUAAUAUACUGCCGUAUCGUAGACGAAGAGAGCCCGAACCACAGUACACCCGCCUUUCCAUUGAAUUCAACAUUGAGCCUCUCGAAAAUCAUUCUCGUUUGGAUAAUACGAUUUUUCUCAAAAAGCGUUUUUUUGAAAGUAUCCCAGUUGACGAUGAAAUGGAUGUUGAUAGCCCAUAUAAUUCGGUGUGUUUACCAUGUAUACCAACGGCAACAUUUGGCAAAGAUACUGGAGGAAAACAAACAAUUGAUGAUGCUCUUUCAGUUAUCAGAACAUUAUUCUGGGAUUGUUUUAAAUGCAUGUCUAGCCCUUGGGAUAUCGAUGGAGUAUUCAACGAAGAUGAUAUUAUGCCAAAAUGUACCGAGUUUUUCAACUACGUAACUUUUUGUUUGACCGAUUGGAUUCCAAGCCUCAAAACGGAAGAAGACCGAACAAAAUCAGCGAAAUUCUUUCGUAAAAAUAUAGAAGCUCUUUCGGUCCGUAUCAUGAAGCUUUCUGGCGACGAUUUUUAUGCUGACGAUAUCACGAUUGCUCAAGAGAUUCUAGAGUCUGGCGUUUGGAAACAACUAGUUACUCUCCUUCUGUUUACAUUGGACUGGCUAAUAUAUCUUGAGACUCUAGAUCCGCAAGGUUCAGAGGAUUUUAAUGAUCCACUGGAACUGCUGGAUAGUCUUGUUGAUUUGACUCUCCAAGAUGACUCUAAAGGAUCUGAUAUUGCCUCGAAGAAUAAGUUCAAGACCAUUUUAUCUCAGAAGAAUAGAUUAUCAAUCCCAACAAGAGAAAGAGUGAUGAAGAAAGUUGAUUACCGAUUCUGCACCGACAGAAUGAUCAAUCAUUUAUUGCGGCUACUAAUGACACUGGGAUACGAAUAUGCAAAAAUCACUACCAGAGGCUCACUUGUAUGUCCUAGCACACCAAUAGUGACAGAAGCCUGGAUAUAUUUGAUUAAUCUACUGAGAACUAGACUGGAUUCAAACACAUACAUCGGACCAGAAACAACAGAAAAAAGCACAACAUAUCUCUGUCAGGUUUUAAUUGACCAUCUUAAGGCUGAAAGUGUAGACUUUGACAUGUCGGUCUUGGAUAAAGGAGAAGAUAUAUGGAAUUGGCUAUACACCCUUCAAAGAAUACAAGUAUUCAACCAUGAAGGCCAGUACGACCCAGUAUAUAUAGCAAACUUUGGACAUUGCACACUAGUUGGAAAUAUCUUGAAUCGUGUUUGUGAAUUACCUGACGAGCAUCAUCCAAGAUCAUCCCGAAAAAGAACAAUUUGUUCAAAUUUCACUGAGUAUUGGGAGACAUUUCUGUAUCGAUGUCAAAAUUUUUUGGGAAUCGAUCAAGGAUAA
Messenger RNA from Phycomyces blakesleeanus NRRL 1555(-), 3297 nucleotides. RefSeq lists its product as hypothetical. The transcript is spliced from 3 exons. The record is from RefSeq and is a predicted model, not a curated record. The coding region runs from base 1 to 3297 and encodes 1098 amino acids. Lineage: Eukaryota; Fungi; Mucoromycota; Mucoromycetes; Mucorales; Phycomycetaceae.